This is a messenger RNA of Onychostoma macrolepis, 2773 nucleotides long. RefSeq names its product G protein-coupled receptor 55a (gene gpr55a). The transcript is spliced from 2 exons. Lineage: Eukaryota; Metazoa; Chordata; Actinopteri; Cypriniformes; Cyprinidae. Gene Ontology annotation, cellular component: membrane. Bases 126 to 1139 code for a protein of 337 amino acids. Gene Ontology annotation, biological process: positive regulation of Rho protein signal transduction; phospholipase C-activating G protein-coupled receptor signaling pathway. Gene Ontology annotation, molecular function: G protein-coupled receptor activity. The record is from RefSeq and is a predicted model, not a curated record.
AGACAGCGCACGCGAUGCUUCAGCGACAUUUUUCACAACUCAUCUCCUGUGAGGACAUACAACUUGCCUUAAAGUGUGGAUAGCGGCAGAGGAAAGCAAAACAUAUCAAUUUAUUGACCGUGGGAAUGAACUUCAACACAUACGAUUGUGAUUGGGUAUGUUGGGUCCAGAGGUGUGUGUAUGUGCCCAUUCUGGUUUUCGGUUUCCCUCUGAUCCUGGCCGCUCUGUGGCAGCUGCUCUUCCGCAUUCGACGCUGGAGCGAAUCUAUGGUUUACCUCAGCAACCUGAUCAUCAACGACAGCCUGCUGAUGCUGUCCCUGCCCUUUAAAAUACAUGCCUACAAGCAGCACUGGAAUCUAGGCCAGACUUUCUGCUCCCUGCUGGAGAGCCUGCUCUAUGUCAACAUCUACGGCAGCAUCAUGCUGAGCGUGUGUAUCGCGGUCGACCGAUACAUCGCCCUACAGUUUCCAUUCGCUGCACGCCGUUUGCGAUCUCCGCGCAAGGCAGUGCUCGUGUGCCUGAUCUUGUGGAUGGUGGUCUUUGGAUGCAGCUUCCCCAUCUACAGACUUCACGAUAAUCCAGCAAACAAAACAUUGUACUGCUUUGAGCAAUUCUCCAACUCAACUUGGACGAAAAGUUGGAUUCUGGCAUCUAUGGAAACAGUGUUUUGCAGCAGUGCCUUGGUGAUGGUGUUCUGUUCCGUGCGCGUGGUGCAAAUCCUGCACAAACUGAGGGAGCGCUACCCUGGAGAUUCCAAACUGCGCAACAACAAGAGCAUGAAGAUUGUUCUUAGCAACCUGGUGGUCUUCCUCACAUGCUUCAUUCCUUACCACAUAGCAGCGCCCAUAUACUUCCAUGCCAAGACAGGCAGGUGGCAACAAAGCACUAUCGAUCAUCUACGCUACUUUGUUCACAUAAGCAUAUGUAUUAGCAAUGUGAACAUCUUGGCAGAUGGCGCAUGUUACUAUUUCAUCCUUAAAGAGAACCUGGAGUCCGCGCAGCGAGAGAGGAGAAUGGCUAUACGCGUCAGAGAGACACGCAUACGUGGAUCAAAGAGUUUAACGUUUGGAGAAAUACAUAAUGGUACGCCCAAAGCCACUGACAAUAUGGAAAUAUGUGUGGAUACUGGUUUUACGUAAAGAUCUACACCAAAACUCAUGGAGAGCAAAUGCAAGGAUGAUUAAUCCUACACACAGCAAAGGAAGACAGAAGACAAUAAGACAUGCUCGUCUAGUUGAGUAUGCAGGCGGAUGGGAAGUAUAUACACACAAAGGAUGUGUGUUUACAUGUGAUGUAGGUGAAUUUUUGGGUACAAAAUCGCAGUAUGCACUCUUAUGCACUGGAAUUUUAGCACUGCUUUUAAUCUGAAACUAUGUCGAUUUCCUUCUGGAACAUUCUUCCAGAAACAAAAUUGAGUGGUGAAUCACAUAACACGAAGGUAAUGGUUUAGAGUUUAUAUGAGCCAUGAAAUUAACAUUUGAUGUUUACUUUACUUUUUUUUUUUCAUUGUGACAUUAUUUUAAGACAAUUAAGCUCAUUUUAUCACCUUUAUUAUUCUUUACCUUCUUAAUUAUUCUUAAAUGAUGAUUCUCAUCACUGUCAUACAUGUCAUUUUUAUCCAUAUGUGUUACUGUAAAAAUACAGUUUGCAAAUUAAAAUCAAUUAAUUUUUAAUGAAGGCAGUAAAACAAAGAAUAUAUAAAUAAUUUCUCAUUACUGUAUCAUUAAAAUUAUUAGAAAUAAUAGAAUAUAAUAUCUAAUUAUUCUAAUACAAUAAUAGAAGAAUAGAAGUUAUUGAUUUUUUACUGCCUUUAAUUUAUUAAAAGCUGAUUUUAAUUUAAUGUAUACAGUAAUACGGAUGAAUAAAAAUUGUAUUACAGUGAUAAGAAUCAUCAUUUAAGAAUUAUUUUAAAAAGACAGAUGCAUUACAGUAGUGGGAAUUGAGUGGUAAAAUGAUCUUAAUUGUCCUGAAAAUAAUGUCACAAUUAAAAACAAAAUCCUAAAAGAGUACUAAUUGUAGGUUAUAUUUUAUUUGUGCAAAAAAAUCUUUUAUUUUAUUUUAUUAUUUUUACCUGAUGUAAUCAAUGGCAAUAUUUUGAAACCCGUUUUUGGUGUUAGGAAUGUGGAUGUUUUCAUGAUUUGUUUGGCUCCAACUCCCAUAUUCCUCUUUUCAUCAGCAGAGGACGCACUUUCAGCUUUCAGUUUUUUUUUAAUCGUGGUAAAGCUUGUCAGUCAACAGGAGGUUCAUAAGUUACAUUAAAUGAGUUCAGUGACAGUGUUUAUAUUAAAAGAAAUGAUUAACUUUGACGCUAUCUUCCUGCCAUAGAUUAAAGUUUAAGUUGAUGGCAAAGGUUCCUCUAAUGAAGCAGAUGUAUCUUGUGUGUGAAAUGUACAUGGAAAUGUGCUACGAGAGAGUAAAGGUUAAAUGCAGUUGGCAGGGAGUGUCUUGUUUUACAGUAGGGAAGUGUGACAAAACGCUACAGUUCAGAUUUUUUAACUGUUUCAUUUUUGAACCAGAUAAAUGUUGCUCUACUUAGAUAUACUUCCAUGUGUUUUAUCAUUUAAAAAAAGAUAAUGCUGCUUUAAUGUAGCUGAGUCUUUUUAUAAAAGUUUAGCUUGACUCUAAUUAUACAUUUUUAGUAUUUUAGCUUCAGCUACAAUUUUUGAGGUUCCUCACGAUUAACUGGCAGGCACUUCUGAUUUCUGUUGUCUCCAUCUCCCUUUGUCUGUGUUCAUGUUAUUUAUUGCAAUAAAUAAGACUUUGUAUUAAAAUA